CUCGGCCACGCCAACUACAAGGCGACCUACCUUGUCGCUCGUGGCGCUCGCCAAAACGGUACGCCCGUUAACAUCUCCUCUGCCCCUCCCAAAUGUGACGCCUGCAUCCUUGGCAAACAGACCCGGCGGGCUGUUCCCAAGUCACGGGAGGGUGUGCGGAGUAAGGAGAAGGGCGAGGCGUUCUUCGUGGACGCCGCGGGUACUCAGAACGUUCGAUCGGCUACUGGCAAUACGUGUCCUCUCGAUAUCAUAGAUGACUGCACUUCUUAUGGAUGGUCUUUCCCCGUCGCAUCUAAGGCCGACUGCGGCCCGAAGCUCAAGGCGUUCAUCAUCGCUCGC
Molecule: messenger RNA, 339 nt
Organism: Trametes versicolor FP-101664 SS1
Lineage: Eukaryota; Fungi; Basidiomycota; Agaricomycetes; Polyporales; Polyporaceae
Exons: 1
Source: RefSeq, a predicted model, not a curated record